Messenger RNA from Phyllostomus hastatus (greater spear-nosed bat), 953 nucleotides. RefSeq names its product mediator complex subunit 10 (gene MED10). Gene Ontology annotation, biological process: positive regulation of transcription by RNA polymerase II. Bases 75 to 482 code for a protein of 135 amino acids. The transcript has 4 exons. Gene Ontology annotation, molecular function: transcription coregulator activity. Gene Ontology annotation, cellular component: mediator complex; chromatin. Lineage: Eukaryota; Metazoa; Chordata; Mammalia; Chiroptera; Phyllostomidae. The record is from RefSeq and is a predicted model, not a curated record.
GUGGUAGUGGGCCCAGGCGGAAGCAGGAAGCGGUGGAGUGGGGCCACUCCCGUGGCGGUGCAGACCGUAGGGCCAUGGCGGAGAAGUUCGACCACCUGGAGGAGCACCUGGAGAAGUUCGUGGAGAAUAUCCGGCAGCUCGGCAUCAUCGUCAGCGACUUCCAGCCCAGCAGCCAGGCUGGGCUCAACCAAAAACUGAAUUUUAUUGUGACUGGCUUACAGGAUAUUGAUAAGUGCAGACAGCAACUUCAUGAUAUUACUGUACCUUUAGAAGUUUUUGAAUAUAUAGAUCAAGGUCGAAACCCACAGCUCUACACCAAAGAGUGCCUGGAGAGGGCCCUAGCGAAAAAUGAACAAGUUAAAGGCAAGAUUGACACGAUGAAGAAAUUUAAAAGCCUGUUGAUUCAAGAACUUUCUAAAGUGUUUCCAGAAGACAUGGCGAAAUACCGAAGCAUCCGAGGGGAGGACCACCCCCCUUCCUAACUUCAUCCUCCCUCUGUCUGAAGAUCCUUCUAGUCCUGUUUGCAUCGCUGUGACCUUCAGGCAGCCUGUGCGUGAGUGUCCUCGGACGGUGGGGCCUAGAGGGCUUGCGGAGCUGUGCGCCCGCAGCCGCCCCUCGUUUUCAGACGGCUGGUGAGCUCAGGUCUCUGAGGAUGAUGAUUUGAUCCUUAUGGCAGAAUUGUUUUGAAAAUACUUAAUAUGUUAGGUAAGGUAAAAGUUUUUAAAAAUUCUACUUAAUACACUGUUUGCCUACUUUUUUGUUCUAUCUUAUUAUGGUGUCAAAGAAAGCUAAAAAAUAAAAUAAAACCAAAAAAAUUGGUUUAAUAUGAGAAGUACUUGAAUUGGUUUUAUAUUUUAUAUUUUCAAGUUUAGUGCAUAAAGACUGCUCAGUGUAACUGUUUAUAUGGAUUUCAAUUAGACAUAAGCAUAUAAUAAAGUCUUCAAGUACUUGUA